AUGCGCUUCACUAUCAUUUCCGUCCUGUUUUCCGCCAGUGCUGGCAUGGUGUCUGCACUUUCCUCUGAGGGUGCUCUUGUCGCGCCAAUUACGGCAGCUCCUUUGAGCAAUGAGUCCGAGACCUCCAACUGUGUUGGCUCGCUGCUUUGCUGCGGCUCCCUGACCACUUCCCUGGACCACAUCGUCGACCCAAUCUUGGAGGACCUCGGUAUCGCCGCUUCUGCCAUUGUUGGUUCUGUUGGCCUAUUAUGCGACCCCUAUGAGGCCAGUACCUGCACUUCUGCUCCCCAGUGCUGCACUGAGGCUAAUCUUCUGGUACCUUCCGUGACCACAUUUACUCACAUCAACGGUUAA
Molecule: messenger RNA, 354 nt
Organism: Penicillium pulvis
Lineage: Eukaryota; Fungi; Ascomycota; Eurotiomycetes; Eurotiales; Aspergillaceae
Product: hydrophobin family protein
Exons: 3
Coding region: 1-354 (117 amino acids)
Cellular component (GO): fungal-type cell wall
Molecular function (GO): structural constituent of cell wall
Source: RefSeq, a predicted model, not a curated record